This is a messenger RNA of Asparagus officinalis (garden asparagus), 1827 nucleotides long. RefSeq lists its product as uncharacterized. The coding region runs from base 1 to 1827 and encodes 608 amino acids. The record is from RefSeq and is a predicted model, not a curated record. The transcript has 2 exons. NCBI's taxonomy places the organism in Eukaryota, Viridiplantae, Streptophyta, Magnoliopsida, Asparagales, Asparagaceae.
AUGCAAAACUUGCAUAAGUGCAUACAUGGACUAAGCAAUGAGGCAUUUGAUGAUUCUCUGACCUUGUGGAGGGAAGCAAUUCCAGACAUAAAGUUGCCAAAGUCUUUUUAUGAAGCCAAAAGGAUUGUCAAGGACUUGGGUCUCGAUUAUGAAAAAAUACAUGCGUGCUCUAACGAUUGUAUGCUAUUCUAUGGAAAUGUAAAUGGGAAACUGAAUAAGUGUAGUAGUUGUGGUGCUUCUCGGUGGAAGCCAAAGAAGGAUGAUGUAGCAAAUGACUCCAAUCAACUAACUAAAAAGGUGCAUAAUGUUCCAGUAAAGGUUUUGAGGUACUUUCCUUUAAAACCUAGAGUUCAAAGACUAUUUAUGUGUUCUCAAACUGCUAAAUCUAUGAGUUGGCAUUCUAAGGAGCGCAUCGAGGAUGGGAUUCUAAGGCAUCCGGCUGAUGGUAAAGCUUGGAAAGACUUUGAUGAAAAGCAUCCAGAGUUCGCAUUAGACCCUCGUAAUGUGAGAUUAGGGCUUGCUAGUGAUGGAUUUAACCCCUUUCGAACAAUGAGUAUUGCGCAUAGUACAUGGCCAGUUAUCUUAAUCAACUAUAAUUUACCGCCAUGGAUGUGCUUGAAGGCAGAAUAUUUCAUGCUAUCUCUACUUAUUCCUGGUCCUCAAUCCCCUGGCAACAACAUUGACAUAUACUUGCAGCCACUGAUUGAUGAAUUGAAAGAGUUGUGGGAAGUUGGAUUGCUUACAUAUGAUGCUUCUAUCAAACAAUCAUUUAAAUUGCGUGUAGCUUUGCUUUGGACAGUUAGUGACUUCCCAGGAUACGCAAUGUUGUCCGGAUGGAGUACUAAAGCAAAAGAAACUGGCAACAACAUUGACAUAUACUUGCAGCCACUGAUUGAUGAAUUGAAAGAGUUGUGGGAAGUUGGAUUACUUACAUAUGAUGCUUCUAUUAAACAAUCAUUUAAAUUGCGUGUAGCUUUGCUUUGGACAGUUAGUGACUUCCCAGGAUACGCAAUGUUGUCCGGAUGGAGUACUAAAGGCAGGUUGGCUUGUCCUUAUUGCAAUUAUAAUACAUGCUCUGAGUAUUUAAAAUAUAGCAAGAAGAUGUGUUAUAUGGGUCAUCGUAGAUUUUUAAAAGAUGACCACCCAUGGCGAUUUAAUAAAAGAUCGUUUAAUGGUGACAUUGAGCUUGGAAGAGAACCGAUAUCACUGUCUGGGACUGAAAUUAUAGAUGAAUUAUCUGAUUUUGUCAAUGAAUUUGGAAAAAAGCAAAAGAAAAAAGCAAAUAGAAAUUGUCCGUGGAAGAAAAGGUCAGUAUUUUUUGAUUUACCUUAUUGGGAGCAUAAUAGAUGUCGUCACAUGCUAGAUUUAAUGCAUAUUGAGAAGAAUGUUUGUGACAAUAUUGUUGGCACAUUGUUAGACAUUCCAGGAAAGACGAAGGAUCAUGUUAAAGCUCGCUUUGACUUACAAAAAAUGGGCAUAAGACGAGAUCUUCAUCCUGUGCAGUCGGCUGAUGGUCGUCGUGUUACAUUUGCGAAAGCUUGCUUUUCUAUGACAUCACAGGAAAAAGAAAUGUUUUGCAAAGUGUUGGCAGAUGCAAAAGUGCCUCAUGGUUGUGCAUCAAAUAUCUCAAGAUGUGUAAAUGUGAGGGAGAAGAAAAUAUCUGGGUAUAAGACUCAUGAUGCUCAUUUUCUCAUGCAAUAUUUACUUCAAGUUGCAUUAAGAAGAAGUUUGCCUAGGAGUGUUGCUAUUCCUCUCAUCAGAUUAUGUGCUUUCUUCAAGGGUUUAUGCAGCAAAGUUCUCAAGCCAGUUGAACUUAAAUCCUUGUAG